UUGCCGCGCUCGCAAGGCAUUAUUAUUUUUUAGAUAGAUUUAUCAGAAAACUCGUUGCCGGGAGCGAUGCAUGCAUUUACUUUGAUUGCUGAUACAAUUGGAAAUAUCAUGUAUUACAUAGUAACACGAAAUUCAUAACUGAGCGACAUCAAUUCAGUAUUCACGGCCGAAUUUGCCAAGUGGGGCUUCUUUUCUUUUUAGCGCGAAUACUUUAAAUCGACUAACGAUCAGCGUCGCACGCAUCGGCAACGUUGCCAAAUGUUCAUCCAUCGUUGCCAGUAUUAUACAUGUACGACCACGGAUAUGCAAAUAUAUGACACGCGCUAUCUUUAGCGAAGAUACUUGAAUCUGUUAUACGAGCUGAUGGUCUCAGGAAUAAUAACAGAGCGUUACAUUAUCGACUGUUUCUGAAUCCUCGAUACAAAUCUAAACAUUAAACCUAUAAGCAAUACUAAUAUUACAAUUUAUUGUUAUCUCAAUGUUUCUUAAAUAUUUAUAGAUAUUUAUGAUGUGAAAGUAUUAUGUAUUUUUGCAAAAUUUUUAGUCAGCAGUUAUCAUUUGUGUUUGUAAGGAAUAUAGUUUCUUACUUUGGUCGUAAUGUUUUUUAAGAGGGCGUGACUGCGCAUGCAGGUUGGAAACCGCACAAAUUUUGAUAUAAUCGCGACCUUGAUAAUGUUUCGUUGAUGGUGAUACAAUAGCUUCGUGUGUCGUCUGAUGUCGUCGUGUAUCACAGUCGCAGUGUGUGAUCGUGUGUACACGUGUUUAAUAAGUAGGUCCGUGUUAAAAACGUUAUUAAUAAAGUCUGCUGCUAUUAAUCCUUGAUUCAAUCUUUUAUAUACGUAAAAUUUUACGUAACGUUUCACUAGUGCAAAAACGUGAAACGACAUCUUAAGUUUUUGGAACCAUCUCUUUGAAAUGGUAUGUGUAUCGAAUAAGAUACAUUUGAUGUUUUUUUUAUCACUAAAAAAAGCACCUGUCAUUUAAAUUGUAACAAUCAACUUUAUGAAUAUUAAUCCGUGAUUCUUGCUAUUGCGAAUAUCGAUUCGAAUCGCUCAAAAAAAAAAAAAAAGUUAUGAAUCUUCGAAGUUCGCAAAUGAUCUGACUUUUAAAAAUCGUAUGGGAAAUAGAGAAAACAUUUAUGAGAAUAUUCAUGAUAAGGGGAGUGUUGAUGGAAAUCGUUUUCUCGUGAUAUUCUCGUAAUUUUUCUCCGCGCAUAUUGUAUUGCCGAUACGAAAGAAGAAGACAAAUUUCGCGCUCCCUCCCUCUUACCUACCGUUGCAACUGCGUAGCAAUAAAUUAUGAAAACGCGACAAUUUUUCGGUUCGCGCGUUCUGUGAAUUUGCCCUUAUUCGUUAUAACGAUUCGGCAAAAACGCGUUCACGCGCGUCCACCCGUUGGAUUAGUGGCGCCGCAUAACGACGGCGACAGCAAUUCGAAUCGGGCAUGUAUGUGUACUCGUGUUAUAUUGCAGCGCAUGUAUGUAUGUACACAUACAUCAUACGAGAGUUAAAAGCAAUAGGAUGUCGGAUGAGGGAAUAGAGUCCAAUAUGGCGGCAGCCGUGCAGCCGAGCGAACGCGCUCUCGAGCUGUGAAUGCGCGCGCGUUGCUUACCGACGACAGCCGCGUGAGAUGGACCGGUUUAGUCGUGCAUUACCUAUAUUCGUCGUGCCUAUCUCGUAGCUCGUGCAUAAUUAAUCAUUGGCGAUGUUCGUUCUAUGUAACACACGUUUUUUGAUCUCUUCUUAAACCGGGCCGAGAUAGAAAAAAAAGAAAAGAUCGCCGUUCGCUCGCUGAAUAUUCUAUCAACAAUAAUUAGUACUUGGGAUACUUGGUUGAAGCGUCAUUGCCAGUAUUGUCCUCGUUAUCCUAGUUCGUCACACGGCAAGAUAACACGCGAGGUUUUGCAACAUUUGAUUUAUCAUGGCAAAAAAGUAUGAUGAUGGAGUGAGCGAUGAUACUAGUGGGAGUGACUUUGAUGAUGAAGAAGAUCCUGACAAAAUUGAAGUACCUGGUGGAGGUAAAGAUCUUGCGACUGCAGCUGUAAUUGGAAGUAUUAAGGAUGAGAAGCUUGCAGACUUGCCAACAAGUCCUUUGGAAAAAACGCAAGAAGGAGCGUUAAAUGAGUUAAAUCAAAAAUUUGGUAACAAGAUUCCUGAAGGACUAGUAACAAAGACAGCAGCACCAGGCUACGAAAUGGUGCAUGUAGGAGGCUCUCAAGGUAACCCACCAGGUUUUGUUGGUGCAAAUCAGUUGAAUCAAUUGAAUCAAUUAGCAUCUGGUGGAUAUGGAUUUCCACCAGGGUUAGCUCUUGCAGGAUUUAAUCCUGCUGCUUUUCUUCAAUCAAGCAUGGAUAUGAAUGCUUUGAUGAAUAGUUUUAUGGGUAUGCCUGGGAUGAAUAUGGGAGUUAAUCCUUUUGUUCAGUUUCUUAAUCAAAGUGGAAUUCAUUCUAAUUGGUCAGGACUUUCAGGAAAAACUGUGUCACAAAUGUGGAUGAAUUCGGGUGAUCCAACAAAACUAAUGCAGCCAAAUCUUCCAGAAGAGGAAGAAGUAGACGACGAAGAUAUGGGUGUUGCAGAAACUUAUGCUGAUUAUAUGCCAACAAAACUCAAACUUGGACGAAAGCAUCCGGAUCCGGUUGUGGAAACAGCAUCUUUAUCGAGUGUCGAGCCAACGGACGUUUGGUAUAAGCUUUCCAUACCAGAAGAGACAAUACGAUCCGGUGCGCUCUCUGCACUUCAACUUGAAUCUAUUACAUAUGCCUCUCAACAACAUGAACAUCUAUUACCUGACAGUACACGCGCUGGAUUCUUGAUCGGCGAUGGUGCAGGUGUUGGUAAAGGCAGAACUAUAGCCGGAAUUAUAUUCGAAAAUUACUUGAAAGGUCGAAAACGUGCCAUCUGGGUAUCUGUAUCGAAUGAUCUGAAAUACGAUGCUGAACGCGAUUUGAAGGAUAUAGGUGCAUCAAAAAUAGAAGUACAUGCUUUGAAUAAGUUUAAAUAUGCGAAAAUUUCAUCAGCUGUAAAUGGCAAUGUGAAGAAAGGUGUGAUUUUCAGCACGUAUUCUGCAUUAAUUGGUGAAUCAUCACAGAGUGGUGGAAAAUAUAAAAGCAGAUUGAAACAGUUGUUACAAUGGUGCGGAGAAGAUUUCGAUGGUUUAAUAAUUUUUGACGAGUGUCAUCGGGCAAAAAAUUUGUGUCCUACUGGAAGUUCAAAACCUACAAAGACAGGAUUAACUGUCUUGGAACUACAGAACAAGCUUCCAAAAGCUAGAGUUGUAUACGCCAGUGCAACUGGCGCUUCGGAACCUCGCAACAUGGCCUAUAUGGUACGAUUAGGUAUGUGGGGCGAGGGUACACCUUUCCCAGAGUUCAACGGUUUUAUUACUGCUGUGGAGAAACGCGGUGUCGGUGCGAUGGAGAUUGUAGCGAUGGAUAUGAAGCUGCGUGGCAUGUAUAUAGCUCGGCAAUUGAGUUUUCACGGUGUUGCCUUCAAGAUCGAGGAAGUACCUCUUUCCAAGGACUUCACGAAGGUUUACGAUCAUUCAGUACGACUGUGGGUGGAAGCGAUGCAGAGAUUCCAGGAAGCAGCAGAGUUGAUAGACGCGGAAAAUCGUAUGAAGAAGACAAUGUGGGGUCAAUUUUGGUCGGCGCAUCAGCGCUUUUUCAAAUAUCUUUGUAUUGCCGCAAAAGUGAAGCACGCGGUGGCCGUGGCUCGUGAGGCAGUCAAAUGUGGCAAAUGUGUAGUAAUCGGUCUACAAUCUACUGGUGAGGCGCGUACUUUGGAACAAUUGGAACGUGAUGAUGGCGAGCUCAGUGAUUUUGUUUCUACCGCAAAGGGAGUUUUACAAACUCUAGUGGAAAAACAUUUUCCAGCGCCGGAUCGUAAUCGCAUUCAACGUCUUCUCGGUUUAGAACCACCGAAAUUCAAAUUAGAUGACGAUGAAGAUCUAGAUAGUGCUGGUGGUUCUGCGGGAGGUAGUAAAAGGAAACCAAUUCGUCAAGCAGCACAACGUGCGACGAAGAAAGUGCGUGCUUGGUCAUCAGAAGAGGAAAUAUCGGAUGAAGAAAGAAAUGGUGCUCACAGUUCCGGUUCCGAAUACAAAUUAAGUGGUACCGAAAGUGAAGAUGAUCAUCACACCGACGAAGAGAGCAAUGCCAGCUCUGAUUUCAAUCCGUUUUUCAGUGAUAGUGAUUCUGAUAUUGAUCCUUGGGAUAGACGAAAGAAAAAGGGUAAAAAGCAGAAAAAACCUGCAAAGAAACGUUUGAGUACACAGGACAAAAUCCAAUCAAUGCUAGUACAUAAACAGUCUAGCAACAAAAAUAAACGUAAUGGUGACACGGCAAUCAGUGGGUCUAUGAACACUAUAGGCGGAAGUAUAUCUCAUAAUCAGGCACCACCUAGAGAUGCUAUCGAAAGGGCAUGCAGUAUGAAAGAGGAAUUAUUAUCACAAAUAGAGGUUCUUGGUGAACGUCUACCGCCAAAUACGUUGGAUCAAUUGAUAGAUGAGCUUGGUGGACCAGAAAACGUCGCAGAGAUGACAGGUAGAAAGGGCCGUGUCGUACAAAGGGAAGAUGGUGGAAUAGAGUACGAAUCUAGGUCUGAAGUAGAUGUUCCUUUAGAAACUCUCAACUUGACAGAGAAACAGAGGUUUAUGGACGGAGAGAAGACUGUAGCGAUAAUUUCUGAAGCGGCCAGUAGCGGUAUAUCAUUACAGAGUGACAGACGAGCUAGGAAUCAAAUGCGACGUGUGCAUAUCACGCUUGAGUUGCCAUGGAGUGCAGAUAGAGCAAUACAGCAGUUUGGACGAACGCAUCGCUCAAAUCAGGUUAACGCGCCUGAGUACAUAUUUCUUAUAUCGGAUUUAGCUGGGGAAAGGCGAUUUGCCUCGAUUGUCGCGAAGCGUUUGGAAAGUUUGGGUGCGUUAACGCAUGGCGAUCGUCGUGCGACGGAGACUCGAGAUCUUUCGCAAUUUAAUAUCGAUAAUAAGUACGGUCGUGCGGCAUUGGAAGCGACAAUGAAGACCAUAAUGGGGUAUGAGCCGCCUUUGGUACCACCACCACAAGAUUAUCACGGCGAUUUUUUUAAAGACGUAGCAGAUGCACUAGUAGGUGUCGGUUUGAUUUGCAAUAGCGAAAGCACACCUGGUGUGCUAACGCUCGACAAGGAUUACAAUAAUAUGUCAAAAUUUCUGAAUCGCAUUCUCGGGAUGCCGGUCGACUUACAAAAUCGUCUGUUCAAAUAUUUCACUGAUACACUCAACGCUAUUGUGACACAAGCCAAAAAGACUGGCCGCUUUGACAUGGGUAUUCUUGAUCUUGGUACAUCAGGCGAAAAUGUUCGCAGAGUACGAUUAUAUCGGUUUCUGCGGAAACACGCAACUGGUAAGGCACCGACGGAAUUGCAUGUAGUUCAUGUCGAGCGCGGUAUGAGCUGGUCUGAGGUCACGAACAAGUUCUCAGAGUUGACUGGGUCUAAAGAGGGUUUCUAUCUAAGCCAUCAGAUCCGCAACGGCAAGCAAACGGCCAUUCUUGCGGCCAUGGUAGAGAGCGGCAAGAAAAAAUCUGAGAGCAAGAAAGAUCAGUUUUAUAUGGUAUACAGGCCCAACACAGGUUUGCAAUUACGACAAGAAACUCUAGGUGAAUUAGAAAAGAAGUAUAAGAAGGUAAGCGCAGACGAAGCGGAGCCACACUGGACGCAACAAUAUGAAGCUUCUGUGGAUACAUGUUCGCAUGCGUAUUGGAGCGGCAAUUGUAAAAAUACUACUCUUGGUAUAGAUUGCGAAGUGGGACUAAGAAGACGUUCCUAUAAUGUAUUAGCUGGUUCUGUACUGAGCGUUUGGAGUCGUGUGGAGAAUGUACUUGCUGCACGAUCCGGGCAUAACUCGAAGAUGCAAGUUGUACGAUUACGUACGGAUGAAGGUUUGAAAAUUGUUGGGACACUCAUUCCGAAGUCUUGCAUGGAGUCAUUGCGUCAGGCACUCUCCUCUGAUGCGGAAAAGACGGAGGAAUUAACAUUUUGAAUGCCGAGUCACGUAUAAAGGAUAUAUAUAGGACCAAGCAAGACUAUUGACGUACCUAGAGCCGCGACUUUAGAAAAAGAAAGAGAGAGAAUGUGAGAGAAAUAAAUCUUUCGUCAAUAUUUUGUCGAGAUACGAAAAGAAAAGCAAAUUACGAACGCAAUUAUAUGUUCUGGACUGGAAUCCGAAAUUGUGACUCGUCAUCAAGUAGAUUCCAAAUUGAAUCUGAUAAUAAAUCGCGACGAACACGAGUGACCUCUUUCGAUUGAUAUCAAGGAUCACAAUUUGUUGCUUAUUUCUUUGUCAUUUAUGCAAUUGCUCGAAAAAA
Pogonomyrmex barbatus (red harvester ant) is the source of this 6343-nucleotide messenger RNA. RefSeq names its product Protein strawberry notch (gene sno). NCBI's taxonomy places the organism in Eukaryota, Metazoa, Arthropoda, Insecta, Hymenoptera, Formicidae. Gene Ontology annotation, molecular function: chromatin DNA binding; histone binding. Gene Ontology annotation, cellular component: nucleus. Gene Ontology annotation, biological process: regulation of DNA-templated transcription. The record is from RefSeq and is a predicted model, not a curated record.